This is a messenger RNA of Periophthalmus magnuspinnatus, 1277 nucleotides long. Its product is annotated as lactose-binding lectin l-2-like. NCBI's taxonomy places the organism in Eukaryota, Metazoa, Chordata, Actinopteri, Gobiiformes, Gobiidae. Gene Ontology annotation, molecular function: signaling receptor activity. The transcript has a single exon. The coding region runs from base 30 to 521 and encodes 163 amino acids. The record is from RefSeq and is a predicted model, not a curated record.
AUUAUGAUUGUGCUUUUGGGAUUAACACCAUGCAGUUGUCCAGUGUCUCCCUGCUGCUCCUGGGUCUGUCCCUGGGUUUGGCCUCUCCUUCUGGGCUCGAGGAAGUGAAGCUGGUGCGUGGAGACUGUCCUAUGUUCUGGUAUAGCUUCAAUGGUCGUUGUUACAAGUACGUGGCCACUCCUCUGACCUGGGCUGAUGCAGAGAUCUACUGUGUGUCCCAGCACGCCAACCUGGUGUCCAUCCACAGCCUGGAAGAAAACAACUUUGUGAAGACUUUGAUCCAGAAUUUUGAUCACAGGCAGGGACAGACUUGGAUUGGACUCAGUGAUGUCCACAAGGAAACAGCGUGGAUGUGGUCUGAUGGUUGUCCAGUGGUGUUUGACAAGUGGAGUAUCGCACAGCCAGACAAUAUGGGAGGACUUGAACAUUGUGGGCAAAUCUGUUUUGAUGAAGAACAAAAUUGGAAUGAUCAUCUUUGCUCAAUAAACAUUCCAUCUGUCUGUGCUACCCGUGGGUGUUAGCAAUGAUGCCACAACCAUAUUAACACCUGGUCAUAGACUUGCUUUAUUAUCUGAUUUGAUUAUAAGCUUCUAUGUAUAAAGAAUGUCUUGUUUUGUGGGAAUAUCAUAUUGAAUCUAAUGCAUGCAGACUGCAACAGGUAUACAGUGAAAUUAAAUAAUAAUCUUCUCAGUUUUCAAGCCAUUGGCUUGAUCUCUGAAUUACAUUCAUCCUAAAAAACCUAGUGUCGGCUGCCACUUUGUCUUGUUUCCCAACCUGCCACUGUAAUGUGUAACUGAAAUAAUACUUAUAAUAAAUGUACCUGCUGUUUUGCUUUUUUGUGUCACAGAGAGAAGCUUAAUUUCUGGUGUUAAAUACCAUUGCAAUUGAAAAUUAUAGGCCCGUUUAAUUGUUUAUUUAAUAACUGAAAAAUGUCGGUCUGCCAACUUCUGAUAGUUUUUUUUUUCACCUUAGAUGACUUGUAUUAGCACAGAAUAGAUCAAAGUCUGGUCCAGGUUCAUUGCUUCACAAAUAGCUUCCACACCUUACAGUUGUCCAGCGUCUCCCUGCUGUUCCUGGGCAUGUCCCUGGGUUUGGUCUCUCCUUCUGGGCUCAGUGAAAUGAAGCUAGCAGGGACUUUUCCGUGUUCUGGUCAUGGUUCUGGUUUGGCUUCAGUGGCUGCUGUUAUGGAAGAUGAUUUGUUCCAUCAAAUUUUGAAUUUCAAACACUGCUGAAAAUGUAAUGUUGAAUUGCUUUGAAAAAAAUGCAUACUUUUAAUC